Glycine soja is the source of this 816-nucleotide messenger RNA. RefSeq lists its product as uncharacterized. Bases 1 to 816 code for a protein of 271 amino acids. NCBI's taxonomy places the organism in Eukaryota, Viridiplantae, Streptophyta, Magnoliopsida, Fabales, Fabaceae. The record is from RefSeq and is a predicted model, not a curated record. The transcript has a single exon.
AUGGUUUGCAAUGUAGAUUGGUUUCAAAGUCACCAGGAUACCAUUUUACAUGUUUUACCCCCAAGUGUUUCUGAUCACUCUAUACUGUACCUGACUGGGCAGGAAACACCCCCCUGUAGGAAGAGGAAUUUUAAGUUUCUCAUUUGUGUGACCAAGCUGCCAGGUUUUGAUGACGCUGUCGCACAGAGUUGGAAUAGCCCUAUUGAUGGUAGUCCUAUGGUAGUGGUGUGGAAGAAAUUGAAAAGAUUAAGAAAAGUUUUAGGUACUCUAUCAAAACAAUUUGCUCAUACGAAACUCCAGCUUGCCAAAGCUUGGGAAGAUUUUGCUGAAGCUCAAGACUCACUUGUAAAUGACAGGAUGAAUAAAGAGAAAAUUGAUAAAGUGAAGAUGUGUACAGAAACUGUGAUUAGGUGGAACGAGAUUGAUGAGGAAAUUCUACAACAGAGAUCAAAACUUGACUGGCUCAAACUAGGGGACGGAAAUAACGCGUACUUCCAUGCCUCAAUUAGAGCCAAACAUAAGGCAAAAAGUAUUGACAAGCUUGAAUUGAAUGAUGACAGUGUUAUUCAGGAUCAGCCCGAGAUUGAGGCUGAGGAUCUGAGAUUUUAUAAGAGCUUAAUGGGUGAUAAAACAGAAACCAUCCAAGCUAUUGAUAUUGUGGCAAUGAGAGCAGGCACCCAAGUAAAGCCAGAGCAGGAUGACAUGUUGACAUCGCAAGUUACUGAUCAGGAGAUUUUUAAGGCCUUAAAUAGCAUUGGAGACUUGGAAUCUCCUGGGAUCGACGAUUACGGUGCAAAGUUUUUUAAGGCUAGUUGA